Molecule: messenger RNA, 660 nt
Organism: Salvelinus sp. IW2-2015
Lineage: Eukaryota; Metazoa; Chordata; Actinopteri; Salmoniformes; Salmonidae
Source: RefSeq, a predicted model, not a curated record
AUGUCACUCCAAUGGGUUGRCCAUAUUGGAACCCAGGAGGAGGGGGAGAAGGGAUGCGUGCCUGGCUUUCAGGUGAAGGAGUACCAGGUGGAGUACAACAGAGGUUUCCAGAAGGACCAUCCUCUCACACAAAUGUUAUUUGAUGACUGUGUGGGGAACGAGGGCAUGGCGUUCGAGGUGUCCCACCCAGACUUCCAAGUUGAUGAGGAGAUGAACCUGGUGGCCAGYCGGGACGUGAUUGACAGCGGCACCGUCAUGUUCAUCCAUGGUGUCAAUGAGCAUGCUGAGGAUAUGGCACAGGUGGACAUUGUAGGAGCUCUACCCCGGUCUCCCCAAACACUCAGGGAGAUCCUUGGCCUUGGACAGAUCCAGCCCUACAGAUCAAAGAGAGCCCUGUUCGCCCCCCGCAUGCAUGUCAGUGAGAACAUGGAGCCACCAUUCCCGAAAGUCAUUGGCACGCUUAUUGUGAUGUCGUCAGGCAUGGAGGAUGACCACAUCUUCCAUAUGACUGGGUCGGGUGCAGAUCAGGACCCAAAGGGGGUGUUCACCAUCAACACGCUGACUGGAGAGGUGUCUGUUAGCCAAGAGCUGGACAGAGAGGCCAUCAAUUCCUACAUGAAGUUGGAGCUUUGUGACAAAAGAGUCAUAAAGAGACUGUGA